AUGUACCUGAGAGGAAGUUGGCGUGCUAAUAAUCAUUGGGGUUCAUCGGUUUCUAAGAGUAGAAUCCACAGCAAGAGGGAUAGAAAGUUGAAUGCUCUAGUAUCAAAGCAAGAUCUUCAUCAAUCUUCAAGCUCGUUACCAAGGAGAAGGAAGUUACAAUAUCUGAAGCUACCACCUACAUUGUUCACGUUCCAAUUUCUUGAAUCCGUCAUGAAAUUGCAAGUGAAAGACGUGUGCAAGAAGCAACAACACCACCCCAUUGAUUUGUUACCGAAACCAGAAGCAUGGUUAUUGUCUUUUGAAGUUCUUCACGUGGCUGCAGUGAAGCUCCAGAAAGUUUACAGGAGUUACAGGACAAGAAGAAAUCUCGCAGACUGCGCAAUUGUCUGCGAGGAGCUUUGGUGGAAGGCUUCUGAAUUUGCCGAUAAAACAGAAUCAGCUAUAUCAAAAUGGAGAAGAGCCAGAGCCAUGGCUGAUGAGAUGGGAAAAGAGUUUUCCAAAGAUUAUAAGGCGCAGAAUUUGGCUCUAAGUCACUGGCUUGAAGCUAUUGAUCCACGUCAUCGUUACGGCCACAACUUGCACUUUUAUUACAACAUCUGGUUUUGGAGCAAGAGUUCCCAACCCUUUUUUUACUGGCUGGAUGUUGGAGAUGGCAAGGAAGUUAACCUUGAAAUAUGCUUAAGAAAGAACUUGCAAAGGCAACGAAUUACUUACCUUGGACCUGAGGAGAGGGAAGCAUAUGAGGUGAUGAUUGUGGAAGGAGGAAAACUGGUUUAUAAGCAAAGCCAGAAACCUGUUCACACCACUGAUGGGUCUAAGUGGAUUUUUGUUCUUAGUCCAUCAAGAAUUUUGUAUGUUGGUCAGAAAAAGAAAGGAGAAUUCCAACAUUCUAGUUUUCUAGCUGGAGCUGUUACCACUUCUUCUGGAAGAUUAGUUGCCCAUAAUGGACUCAUUGAUGCUAUUUGGCCCUACAGUGGUCAUUACCGUCCAACAGCAAAGAAUUUCUUGGAAUUCUUACAUUUCUUGGAAGCUCACCAUGUUGAUUUGACUAAUGUCAAGAAAUAUCCGGUAGACGACGAUGUGCCAAGUGAAGUGGGAUCAAGUGAGUCACCAACAAAUGAAAACUCAGCAAUAAUACAAGCAAGCAAGUGGAGCACUGGAGUUGGUCCAAGAAUUGGUUGCAUGACAGAGUACCCUAAAGAGCUGCAAGUGAUGGCACUUGAGCACCUUGGAAGAUUUGUUGGCAUGGCACCCAUUGCAUCUCCAAGACCUACUCUCAAACUCCACCUCUCCCCUAAACUUGUCUAUAUGGGAAUAGAAUGA
Arachis duranensis is the source of this 1323-nucleotide messenger RNA. RefSeq names its product IQ domain-containing protein IQM5. The transcript is spliced from 7 exons. Bases 1 to 1323 code for a protein of 440 amino acids. Lineage: Eukaryota; Viridiplantae; Streptophyta; Magnoliopsida; Fabales; Fabaceae. Gene Ontology annotation, molecular function: protein binding. The record is from RefSeq and is a predicted model, not a curated record.